This is a messenger RNA of Amborella trichopoda, 2169 nucleotides long. RefSeq names its product branched-chain amino acid aminotransferase 2, chloroplastic. Gene Ontology annotation, molecular function: branched-chain-amino-acid:2-oxoglutarate transaminase activity. The record is from RefSeq and is a predicted model, not a curated record. Gene Ontology annotation, biological process: branched-chain amino acid metabolic process. NCBI's taxonomy places the organism in Eukaryota, Viridiplantae, Streptophyta, Magnoliopsida, Amborellales, Amborellaceae.
GUGGGCUGAAGCAUGCGAUAUUAGUAGUUCUUCCUUUAGUGAAGGUCUUGCACUUGGUUGAUGGUGAUUAGCCCUCCAUGGGCUUUAUAUAUGAUGCAAUAAAAAGGGCUAAGAAUGAGGUUGCAGAGAAUUUGGGCGAUGAUGCAGCGAAGUAUGUUCCAAUUUGGGAGAUUAUAGAUGAUAAAUGGGAUAGACAGCUCCAUAGACUAUUGCAUGCAGCGGGGUCCUACUUGAACCCCAAAUUCUUUUAUGCAGGUGCAGAUAUUGAGUCAAAAGGGGUAAUUAUGGAUGGUUUUAAUGAGUGCAUUGAGAAAUUGGUUCCUGAUCCAAAUAUCCAAGAUAAGAUAUCGACUGAAGAGCUAAUUUCGCACAAGUGUUCUUUGAUGUCAUUUGGAAAAGAUAUGGCAUUAAGGCAGAGAAACAAAGGCGAACCAGCACAAUGGUAGAGACAACAUAGGAGUAGCGCUCCAAACCUUUAUGGCUAUGCAGAUCUUGAGUUUGACUACUACCUCUUCUGGUUGUGAGCGCAAUUGGAGUUCGUUUGAGAUGGUGCAUACAAAGUGAAGAAAUAGGCUCGAGCAAAGGAAGCUUAAUGACUUGGUUUUUGUUAGAGAGAAUCAAAGGCUUAAGGAGAAGAAAAACCAGCCAAAGAAGGAUCCUAUCUCUUCGAAAGACAUGGAGAAUGCUUCAGAUUGGCUAGUUAGUGACCCUAGUACUGAGGAGGUCUUCCCUGGGGAGGGUUUGACAUGGGAAAUGGUCGAGGAGGCUUCAGGGCAACCUUCUGAUCCUAGGAGGGUUACUCGAGCAACUUCUUCUGCUGGUACUUCACGGACGGAGAUAGAGGAAGAGGAGGCAGAUUCAGAAGAAUCUCAGGAAGAAGAGGAAUAUGUUGAAGAGGGGAGGUUGAAGAGUUGGCUGAUAUGGAUUGGGAUAACCUUGUUUAUGGGAUUACCCCAACAGAUUACAUGUAUGUAAUGAAAUGUGCUAAAGGUGGACAGUUUACUAGUGGUGAAUUGCAGCCCUAUGGGGAGAUUGGAUUGAGUCCGUCUGCUGGAGUCUUGAACUAUGGACAGGGUUUGUUUGAAGGUCUAAAAGCAUAUAGGAAAAAAGAUUGUGAUGUGGUUCUCUUUCGUCCAGAAGAGAAUGGUUUAAGAAUGCAGAGGGGUGCUGAGCGUAUGUGUAUGCCAUCACCUUCAGUAGAGCAGUUUGUGGAUGCUGUUCAGGAAACAGUUUGGGCUAAUCGACGCUGGGUUCCUCCAUUUGGAAAAGGUUCUCUAUAUAUUCGUCCCUUACUUUUUGGAAGCGGGUCCAUUCUGGGCCUUGCACCCGCUCCCGAGUACACAUUUCUUGUAUUUGUAUCGCCAGUUGGGAAUUACUUUAAGGAAGGUUUGGCUCCGAUAAGCUUGUUGGUUGAUACUGAUUUUCAUCGUGCCACUCGAGGUGGGACUGGUGGUGUAAAGACAAUAGGAAACUAUGCAGCAGUUUUGAAGGCACAGGCACGGGCAAAAUCCGAAAAGUACACUGAGGUUUUGUACUUAGAUUCUGUUCACAAAAAGUAUUUGGAGGAAAUUUCAGCUGCUAACAUUUUUCUCGUGAAGGGGAAAACAAUUUCAACUCCGCCAAUAAAAGGGACCAUUUUGCCAGGAAUUACGCGGUUGAGUAUUAUUGAUGUUGCUCGAAAUGAAGGAUACAAGGUUGAGGAGCGGCCUAUACCGGUGGAGGAGUUGUUUGAAGCCGAUGAGGUUUUCUGCACAGGUUGUGCAGUCGUCGUAUCUCCAGUUGGAAGUAUCACAUAUGAGGGGAAAAAGAUGCAAUAUGGAAAUGGUGGAGUUGGUAAGGUAUCUCAGCAACUAUAUUCUGCAGUCACGGGUAUCCAGUGGGGACUCACGGAGGACAACUUCGGGUGGGUUGUUGACGUCAAAAGGUAUAUUGCCGAGAAGACAAAUGUGCUUUAGGGAGAUUAUUAUAUGAAUGAAUAUAUGGAGCAAGAAACAUAUAAAAUAGAUAAGACUUUCUUUGGUUGGGAUACUAGCAAGCAUUUUAUUGGGGUUUGAUUUCUGUUUGAAUGUUGUAAGAAGAGCAUUUUCUGGACGGUUUGGUUUUUCAAUCUUGAUUUGUCUACAAUCAGAGUGAUUCUCCGUGGUUCCAAUUCCAUGAUACAGGAUCUAA